UUACCCCUUGUCUCACAGCCCUGUCUCUGUAUCAUUCCCCUUUCCCCUUCUUUCUCUGCGAUUUCGUUCUCGUCUUCUUCCCUAUGUUUUCUCUCUCUAAAAACUGUCCUCUCUCUCCCUCUUCAUCUCCUUCACGAUGUGAGGCUGAGCCCUAGAACCAGCGCCAUGUCUCUUCGCAAAUCGUUUCUCUCUCGGAAGUUCUCCUCCAAGUCGUCGCACAAGGAUCCGAAUGCUGCAGGAGGAAUCGCCCGAGUCGCCGCCUCGGAGGUGGAAGAUGACGCCGGUCAGCCGGGCGGGAGUGGCGACCGGAUGCAGGGUGAAUCUUCUUGGUCCUCCAUGCUACCGGAGCUUCUUGGAGAGAUCAUUCAGCGAGUGGAGGCUUCCGAGGACCGUUGGCCUAACCGCAAAAACUUUGUUUCCUGCGCUUGUGUCUGCAAGCGUUGGAGGGACAUUACUAAGGAGAUCGCGAAGGCCGCCCAUCAUACUGGGAAGAUCACUUUCCCUUCUUGCCUCAAACAGCCUGGACCAAGCGACCUUCCGCAUCAGUGUCUUAUAAAGAGGAACAAGAAGACUUCGACGUUUUACCUUUAUCUUGCCCUUACACCAUCAUUUACAGAUAAGGGGAAAUUCCUCUUAGCUGCUCGGAGAUAUAGGCAUGGAGCUCAUACUGAGUAUAUAAUAUCACUUGAUGCUGAAGACUUAUCCCAAGGAAGCAAUGCUUACGUGGGAAAGUUAAGCUCCGAUUUUCUUGGCACCAAUUUUACAAUUUAUGAUAGCCAACCUCCACAUAACGGUGCAAAGCCAUCAAAUAGUAAAGCAAGUCGCCGCUUUGCGAGCAAGCAGAUUAGCCCACAAGUUUCUGCAGGUAACUUUGAGGUCGGGCAAGUCUCGUACAAAUUUAAUCUCUUGAAAUCAAGAGGCCCCAGGAGAAUGAUAUGCUCUCUAAAGUGCCCAAUAUCAGAAGACACUGGCACCAGCAAACAACCUUGCGAGGACUUGAAGAUGAAGAAACCUGAGGCGGGUCCUUCUUCUUCUGGGUCGACAGUCUUGAGAAACAAAGCUCCUAGAUGGCAUGAGCACCUGCAAUGCUGGUGCUUGAAUUUUCACGGUCGGGUGACAGUAGCGUCAGUUAAAAACUUCCAACUUGUUGCUACCAUCGACCAUAGCCAGCCAGGAGGUAAAGGGGACGAGGAGACCGUCCUCCUUCAGUUUGGGAAGGUAGGUGAUGAUAUCUUUACUAUGGAUUAUAGGCAGCCAUUAUCUGCAUUUCAGGCAUUCGCCAUUUGCCUUACGAGCUUCGGCACGAAGUUGGCGUGCGAGUAGUAGUAUUAUAUUUUGCCAAAAUUUGUUUAAUUAAGAAAAUGGGGCUUGAUUGAGAAAAAAAGAAAAGGCCUUUCUUGUACAUGGUGCUAUUAUUGUGCAAUUGUUAUCACUUUAAAAUGAAGUUCAGGGCAACGAAACGAUACUGUGGUGGUGCUAGCAAGCAUUAUGGCUUCUUUAAAUCUUUAUGUAUAUGUAAUAUAUAAUUAAAAAGGAUGAGAAUUGUUAAUUCAUCUCAAUCUUCUGAUCUA
Molecule: messenger RNA, 1571 nt
Organism: Momordica charantia (bitter melon)
Lineage: Eukaryota; Viridiplantae; Streptophyta; Magnoliopsida; Cucurbitales; Cucurbitaceae
Gene: TLP7
Product: tubby like protein 7
Molecular function (GO): protein binding
Source: RefSeq, a predicted model, not a curated record